AUGGUGUUUGAGUCUGAAGAGCGCUACGAUGCGCCCUAUAAGCGCAUUGUGCCGGUGCAGCAGAAGGACACUCGACUUGCUAAGGAUUUUAUGCUCCAGCGAUGUCUUGGGCGAGGAGCUUUCGGCGAAGUAUACCAGGCGCGCAACAAGCUUGAUUGGAGUGACUAUGCCGUGAAAUGUAUUCCUCUGGAUCUUACGGAUGAAGUGUAUUCCAGAAAGAUUACUCGUGAGGCGAAGCUUUUUUCCAAGUUAAAUCACCCCAAUAUUGUUCGUUACUUCAAUGCUUGGAUUGAGAAUGUUGCGACAUUGCGUCAGGAAAGUUCUAGUUACUCGACCUCAUCGGAAUCCGAGAAUUCACCACCACGUUUGAUUGCCAAAAAACUCGAUUUUGAUGAAGAUGAAAAAUAUCGUUGCUUCUGGGCAAAUACGCAUCUUCGAACAAUCUCUAAUCUGUCUGUUUUAGAUUCCCUAUUACCAUCGCGUCUUCAGAACAUCGAAGUAGCUGCAGGAGGACUACAGGUUGAUGCCAACGAGUGGACAGCGAGCUGCAAAGGGAAAGAGAGGCCAUCUUCUUCCGAAGAAGAAAGCAGUGAAGAUGAAUCUGAACAAGUAAGACCGAACGCUCGAAGCACAGAUGCGGAAUCUAGCAUUGAUAUUUUGUUCGAAAAUGAGGAUUCUUCGUCUGCUUCAAAAACGCCAACUUCUCAAAGUGAAGAUUUGGAGCCAAGCUCUUUCCACAGUCCUGAAAGCGGGCCAGCAAAAGCUAUGGAACUCUCUCACCUUAUUAGCCCCACGAGCCCAGUUGGUCUUGAACGAAUCCUAUUUAUUCAAAUGGAAUAUUGCGGAGGAGGGACAUUGAGGAAAUACAUUGAUGACUGCCAUACCGUUGGCAAGCCGAACGUAAUUUGGAAACUUUUCGCUGAAAUUCUCAGUGCACUAGGCUACAUUCAUCGUCAGGGCAUGAUUCAUCGCGAUGUUAAACCGACAAAUAUUUUGCUAGACGUCGAGGGACAUAUUAAAAUUGGAGAUUUUGGUCUUGCCACCAAAGGUUUGCUUCUCAAGAGGUCCCAGACUCCAGCUUGUGCGUCCACUUCCGAAAGUGUGGAACAAGCGUUGACAAAGGAUAUUGGUACUGAGUUGUACAUGGCACCUGAAUUAUUCGAUGUGAACAAUUCUGAACCUUACACUUCUAAGAUUGAUGUGUACAGUACUGGAGUAGUAUUUUUCGAAAUGUGUUAUCAUCCAAUUGCAACAGGAAUGGAACGUCACGCCAUCAUUAACGAAGUGAAAAAUUACCUUACCUUCCCCCCUGAUUUUGGAGAUGGAUUUAGUAUGGCGCAGGCGAGACACAUACGAAGCCUUAUCUGUAAUAUGUUGGAGUCCGAAGCUGAGCUCAGACCGAGCGUUGAAGAAAUAAUGCGUGAUAGCCUUGUCCCUCUCGUUGACUAUGAAGACAAGCAAUUCAAGAACAUUUUCAACGUAUCGAUGAAGAAUCGCAAUAGGACCUACUAUUGGGUGCUUGAUACAUUAACGAAAGAAGAACAACUGCCAGCUCGCGCUUAUUGUUACGAUCAGGAUAUCUGCAAGGAGAAGUUCGCUGGCGGAAGGGAUGGGUACUUUGAUCGCUUAAGAGAUGACCUGUCGUCAGUCUUGAGGAUGCAUGCCUUCGUCCCGUUGUAUACUCAUCUCCUUGUGCCAAAAUCUAAAAAUGCCUUAGAGUCGUGGGCAUCGAUGCGAGCCAAACCAGCCGUUAUGAUGGACACUCAUGGGAAUACAGUGAUGCUUCCGGUGAGCAUCUUAUCUGCCGUUCGUUGUUUUCUUUUUGCUUUUUUUUUGGAAAACAAGUAACU
This is a messenger RNA of Strongylus vulgaris, 1850 nucleotides long. NCBI's taxonomy places the organism in Eukaryota, Metazoa, Nematoda, Chromadorea, Rhabditida, Strongylidae. The record is from the annotation of a GenBank genome assembly.